Molecule: messenger RNA, 1010 nt
Organism: Drosophila sulfurigaster albostrigata
Lineage: Eukaryota; Metazoa; Arthropoda; Insecta; Diptera; Drosophilidae
Gene: GILT1
Product: GILT-like protein 1
Exons: 4
Coding region: 121-855 (244 amino acids)
Molecular function (GO): oxidoreductase activity, acting on a sulfur group of donors, disulfide as acceptor
Source: RefSeq, a predicted model, not a curated record
GAGCAAACAGUUGACGCUUAGACGUGAGUACGUGCACAACCUGCGCUUGAUUCGCUACCGUGUCCGUGUCAUCAAAUAAUUAAGUCCCGCCGUUGCCGCAUACAGAAAGAAAGCAAAAGCAUGAGUCACAAAUUUGUCUUAUUGGUUUGCCUGGCCGUCGCCACUGUCUGCAGCGCAGCAAAGGUGCCCGUUGCCGUUUACUACGAAUCUCUGUGUCCGGACAGCGCCAAGUUUAUUACGGAACAACUCUAUCCGGCGCUGAAGAGCGAGCUGCGCGAUGUGGUCGAAAUCACAUUUGUGCCCUUUGGCAAAUCCACAUACUCCACAUUGGGCUCUGAUGUGACCUUCACCUGUCAUCAUGGCCCCAACGAGUGUUAUGGUAAUAAGGUGCAUGCCUGUGCCAUUGACAAAAUCCAAUCGGACUCGUAUCGCUUGGACUCGACCCGCGAAUCCCUCACCCUCGACUUUAUCAACUGCCUGAUGAAGGCGGGCAAGAAUUUCCCCGACAACGUUUAUCCCGGCCAGCGUUGUGCCAGCGAGAGUCAAGUGAACUGGGAGAACAUCAAGGUGUGCGCCAAUAGCACCGAAGGCAGUGCGCUCCUGCGUCAGGCUGGCGAUGUUACCCUCAAGCUAAAGGAACCCCUCACAAGUGUGCCCACCAUUCUGUUCAAUGAGCAAUUCGAUUCAAAGGUCAACAAGAAUGCCCAGGUCAACUUUGUGGGCACCCUUUGCCGUUACGUUGGUGCCCCACAGCCUCGCAUCUGCGCCGAUCAUAAUGCCGCAUCGGGUCUGGCUAAAGUCAGUGGCCUUUUCACCACGCUCCUGGGAAUCUGGCUGCUGCGUUACCUCUUCUAAAUAGAGCUAUGAAUCAAUAUAAUUGUGGCAAGCAUUUUGAAUCUCUUUAAUUUUUGUGUGUACAUUGUUUUUUAAUUUCUCAAAUCCAUCCGUUGAGCCGUCCAUUUAAUAUGUCUACCAAUAAAGAUUAAAUUAGACUUUUAAAUACUAAUAAA